CACAAAAUUCGUGACAUUACCUGACGUAUGGGCUGCUAUACUGCACCUUGACUAAACAUGUCAGCUCCAAGCUUCAGCGACGAUGCUCACCAAGCAGCCGAGGUGCACCUUCAAAAUUACACCUCACACUUUCAUUCAUGCCUUGAGAAAUUAAAGUCAAUCUGGAAGCAAAUAGGCAAAUCGCCGGACGAGUGUCGCUCCCAGGUGCUCGUUGCCGCUGAACAGGCUCUCGCGGCAUGGAGCCAAGCUGUCGACAGGGCAGAGGCCGAGCGCCAAUCAAUCAAGGCCCUAAUCCAGCAACACUCUGCUGAAAUUGCCAGUAUUAAAGCGGAGCUGGAUGACCGCGCGGAGCAAGCUCCGGAAGCUGAAGCGAACAUCCCUGGCGAGGGAGAGUCGACGCUCCAGCGCACACUGGACGCGUUGAAGGGCACGCUGCAGUUCUGGCGUGUCAAACGGGCGUCACGGAUGCAGGCCUACCAGGCCCUCAUGGAGGUGCACGUCUCGCUCAAGCAGCAGCUGGGUCAGCGGCACAGUCCCGCCCAGGUGGCGGACAUCAGCGGCGAGGCGCUCGAAUACCUGCAGAUGGAAAACAUGAAACUGCGGGAGGAGAAGGCCAAGCGCAUGGCUCGCGCGGAGGGUCUGUUGGACCGGCUGAGGGGCAUCUGCCGGGAGCUCGGGGAGGACAGCGCGGCGGCGGCGGCGGAGGUGCACCCCGCGCUGUGCUCCCUAAGCGUGGAGAAGGAGUCUGCGGAGGUGCUGGGCUGUGUGUACAAGCUCGCAGCCGCCAGCAGUCCGCACGCCUCGGACCUGGCGGGCGGGGGCGACCUUGACCUCUCUGACGCCACCUUCGACCGCCUGGGCGUCAAGAUUGGCGAGAUGGAGCGACUCAAGGUGGAGCGUGAAGCCCAGUCUCGUGACGUCCUCGAGAUGCUGGGCAGCCUGUGGAGCGCACUGAGCAUCCCCGAGGACGCCCCGGAGCGAUCCAUGGUGCUCAAGACUCUGGCGGCGGACAGACCGCAGCGGCUAUACAAGCGCACGCUGGAUAAGGCGCUGGCGGAGGUCAACCGGCUGGAGGGGUGCAAGGCCCAGGCCAUGCGUGACCUCGCUCUGGCCAAGGCUCGCGAGCUAGAGCAGCUGUGCAUCUCCACGCGCAUCAGUCCACCGCACACCGGCCCCCUGCUGGCGGAGCUCGACAGGCCGGGACAGAUGACCCAGGUGCUGUCCAAGUUGGUACGCCUAGUGGCGGAGGUCGCAGCCAUGGCCUCCAAGCGGGCUCCCAUCCUGCAUCAGGUGCAGGAGCUGCUGCAGGCGCAGGCGGACAGCGCAUGGCUGCGGGCGUACAACCAGAACGAGAACAGAUACAAGGGCCGAGACGCCUCACGCAACAUGCAGCGCGCCAUCAAGGCCGCCAAGCUGCGCGAGCGGUUGGGCCCUAUGCUGGAGGCGCUGCGGGUGGCGCUAGCGGAGUGGGAGCUGGAGGAGGGCUCGCCCUUUUUGUACGACGAACAGGUCCUGCAGGAAACGCAUCUCCGGGCCGUCGAGGCCGAGCUCGAGCAAAUCGCCCUCGAGAAGACCCCAAAGUUGCGCUCCUCCACUGCAGGCGCCCUCUCCGCCAGCAUCUCCACCUCCUCCCUAACCGCCGGCAUGUCCGCCUCUGCCUCCAGCGGCGGCAGCAGGCCGCCCACCGCCAACCGCGGCAUGAUGAUGCCCUCCGGCUCACUGACCCAACGAGGUGGAUACAUGGGCUCCUCGAGGCCCUCGUCGUCUGCGGGCGCGAUUGCUGGCGGAGCAGGAGGAGGUGCUGGAGAGGACCGCCCGCUUAUGUCAUCGGCGUCGGUGCGAUCACAAGGCGGCGACGGCGGCAACGGCAGUGGGGCGACCAGCAGCGCUGGGGGUGCUGCCGGGCUAGCAGCACGUCGGGGAUCGUUUGGCUACGCGAGUGCACGUGAUAGCGGGGUGUACCGGUCGUCAACGACGGCGGCGAUGUUGACGAAUUCGGGGAUGUUGGCGUCGUCAUCGGCCACGCAGAACGCUGGGCGAAUGCUCCGUAGCAACGACUUUGCUUCCAGCUCCCUGCGGGCUGUUUCGGAAGCGACGGAGAAGGCCGCCGCUGCGAAGAGGAGCACCAACAGUGCUGCCCAGGGCCGUGCAGCUACCUCGCACGCCAGCAGUGUCCCUCCCGCCACUCCUGCAGCAGCCAAGACGGCACCUUCACCAUCGCCGUCGCAACAGCCACCGGAGACGACGACGACGCCCACGGCUCUGGCGGCAUCCACGCCAACACCGGGCAGCAAGCGCCCACCGGCCCUCAACAUCGCCUCACCUGCGGGUCCGAACAGCUCUGCUGCUGCGGGGGUUCCCGCCGCUGCUGCUGUGUUCAGCGGCACCCCGCCAUUGCGUAGCAGGGCUGCAACUGUGGACGGCAGCAGCGGGGGUGCCCAGGCUGUGGCUGCGGUGGCGGCGGGGGCUGCACCCGUGAGCGGCACCCCUCCCAUGCGCAGUAGGGCCGCGACUGCCGACGGCAGCGGCGCCAGCUACGGAGGCGCGGUCGGCGGAGAGGGUGGAGUGGUGGUGGUCGGCAGUGGUGGCGCCAGCAGCGCUGUAAAGAACUCGGCACAGGAUCUCUUCCGACGCUACCUGGGAGACACCAGCGAUGCGCCCAAGCCUACACCCCCUUCCGCGACCUCCACCAAGACACCUCUCUCAGCCACCGCCGCUUCCAGGCGCCCUCCCACCACCGCCGGCAAUACCUCCUGCGGCGGCGGCAUCGGCAGCGCCACCCACACCCACACCGUCUCCCGAAUCGGCUCUGCUGGCGGCAGCAGCAGCAAGCUGCUCUUCUCCGCCACGGCAUCCACCGCCGCGGCCGUACCUCCCGCUGCGCAUGGCGUCAGCAGCACCACCACAGCACCGCCCCUAGAGGACGAUGGCACGGAUGAUGUGGUCCGAGACACGCCCAAAAGCACUGCCACGUCUCGCUCACACCACCAAAACAUCCACCCCUUGCAGACAGGGCAGGUGCAGGGCGUGGUUGCUGCAGGAGGGGUGCUGUCGCCGCCGUCGCAGGGCAAAAUGAAGAGCCCUGCUGAGAGGACCUCACGGAUCCCCAAAAUGCGUGCUUAGAAGGUGCUGUCGUUGGGUGCAAGGGGCUUGAAGGCUGAGGAGAGGAGGUUUCUGCCUA
Astrephomene gubernaculifera is the source of this 3181-nucleotide messenger RNA. The record is from the annotation of a GenBank genome assembly. Lineage: Eukaryota; Viridiplantae; Chlorophyta; Chlorophyceae; Chlamydomonadales; Astrephomenaceae.